This is a messenger RNA of Aspergillus brunneoviolaceus CBS 621.78, 1196 nucleotides long. RefSeq names its product 2EXR domain-containing protein. The record is from RefSeq and is a predicted model, not a curated record. Bases 30 to 1034 code for a protein of 334 amino acids. Lineage: Eukaryota; Fungi; Ascomycota; Eurotiomycetes; Eurotiales; Aspergillaceae. The transcript has a single exon.
CUCUUACCGCACGUAACCAGAACAUCUCGAUGUCAACAGCACCGCAAUCAGAUCCAAAAGCCCCCGCCGCCCAACCAAGCCCCUACACCUAUACCGACGAGCAAUGGAAAGUCCACACCGUCCACCCACAGCGAUGCUAUUCCCGCAGUAGAGAAGAUGGAACGCUGCGCCCCACUCGCCCAGCGCCCUGUCUCUCCAUAGGGAAUCCGGACAUUGCGCCACGAACGGGGGCCGAAAAAGCCCGCGCAGCCGACACGGCGCUGUGGGGAAGCUGCAAGAGCGUCGAGGAGUACGAAGCGAAGAGAAGGGAGAUGGACGACGACGUCGCCGCCCGCGCAGUCGAAGCAGGACGGGCGACCUUUCAUCCGUUUCCACGCCUGCCGGCCGAGUUGCGAUGUCAGAUCUGGGCCAUGGCCAUGGCCGACAACCCCACCGGAGUCUCUAUCACCUGCACGGGUUAUACGCCGCCUCAACGGCCGCGGGGAUGGUGUAAGACGGUGGCCCCGGGCCGUCCGAAGAUCUAUGCGGCCACCGCGUUCAUGCCGCCGCUGAUGCUGGUCAACUGGGAGGCGAACGCCCUGGCGUCGCGCCACUACCGGCGGGCCUUUCGGGGCGUCAAUGGCGGCGGGGGCGUUCUUGCUGCCUAUCCGAGUAUUCUCACGAUCGAAAAGGCGAUGAUCCGCCUCCUACCCAUGGAUCGUGCUGAGGACCUCGAAUUGCUUGCCGAGAUCAUUGUGAUUAUUUCUCCGGGCUAUGGUGGGAGGGUGGCGUUCUCCAGGGAGUUUUUGGAACGAAUCAAGAUGAUGCUGAGGAUGGUGACCAUACGUUGUCUGGAUCUUCGGCUGACGAGAUCGAUCCCUCGCGACCGGGCGCGCAGCGUUGAGGAGUACUUUGCAUUGCUAUUCUCUGAGAUACAGGCGGCGAAUCCAGAAUGGGUUAAGCCGGAGCUGCAGGUGGGGCCUGUGCAUGACGAGGAGAAGCCUAGGACUGAUUCGGAUUCGUCUUCAGAGGGCGUGUUUACUGAUGACGAUUAACAGACCGACGACAGACUUGACUUAAUGUUGACAGUCAUGAGACGUAUUAAGCAUUCAGAUAAACGACUAGAUGGAGUGUAAGUCGUCUUAUAAAGACGAGUUGCGUACCUAUUGCCAUAGUCUCAAAAUAAACAUGCAUCGCAGAGAAAAAAGGUAUGCGAG